Molecule: messenger RNA, 608 nt
Organism: Dicrocoelium dendriticum
Lineage: Eukaryota; Metazoa; Platyhelminthes; Trematoda; Plagiorchiida; Dicrocoeliidae
Source: the annotation of a GenBank genome assembly
AUAGACCGACGAUUGGCACCAGUUUCCUAUUGAUGUUUUUACUUUAGCAUCCCUAAUAUAUUCCUUUAAUGGCAUUUGUUAACGAAACUGUGGAAAAUGAUUCCACGACCGUUAGUGUUGCCGUCAGAAUUAGGCCACAAAGUGCCAAAGAGAAGCUCGCCAUGAGCCACAUUUGUACCAUCGUGAACCAUGAUGCUCCUCAGAUCACUCUCGGAAAGGAUUAUUCUUUUACCUUUGAUUACGUAUUCAAUAUGAACUCCGUUCAGGAACAAGUUUUCCAGCUUCUCGCAAGGCCACUGAUUGAUGGUUGCCUCAGCGGAUAUAACGCUACCAUCUUGGCUUACGGCCAGACUGGAUCUGGAAAAACAUACACCAUGGGCACAGGGGUAGAUCCAGGCGUCGGAAACUUUGAGGCUGGAAUUAUUCCUCGAGCUGUACAGUAUCUUUUUACCCAGAUAGCCCAGUGCCGGUCAGAAGCAGCCAGGAAGCGCGAACCUGUUCCUGAAUUUAAAGUCGUUGCCCAGUUUCUCGAGUUAUACAACGAGGAACUCGUCGACCUUCUUGAUUGCAAUCGAGUAAGUCUAAUCUACUCUUUUAUGGUAUCAUAG